Messenger RNA from Talaromyces amestolkiae, 2142 nucleotides. RefSeq lists its product as uncharacterized. The coding region runs from base 1 to 2142 and encodes 713 amino acids. Lineage: Eukaryota; Fungi; Ascomycota; Eurotiomycetes; Eurotiales; Trichocomaceae. The record is from RefSeq and is a predicted model, not a curated record. The transcript is spliced from 2 exons.
AUGGUUCAGUCAAAACUGACAUUACUAGCACUUGCUGGUACAGCACUUGCCGGUGUGGUUCGCCGAGAAGAAGCUGAAGUUGAUCAUUUGAAACCAGAGGAUCUCUCAUAUCAUCCGCCAACACUGGACUGGAUGACGCCAACACCUCAUCACUUUGAGGGAACAGAUCCAUCACCAACAAGCUUUGUACAGGCGCUCUCGGAGCAUUCACCAGAACCACACUCGACUUAUCUCCCAUCUGGAUUAUCAUCUCAUUUCCCACAGCCAACAGAGGAGGCGCUCCCACCGUUCGCUACAUCUUUUCCAGGGGAUGGCGAGUUUGCUCACACUAAAGACUCACCCAGGCCUACCUCACUCAGUCCUACGAUCUCUCACUCAGCACCUCCAGGAGCUUCUUAUGAUGGACCGCCACCAAAUUUUAGUGAGCCAGUAAAACCGGAAGAACCACAGCUCAACAGCCCAUCUCCUGUAUUCCAAGCCUCCUCCAGUCAUCCACCUAUUCCAUCUUCGCAUGCGGAGACGACAUAUACCUCGCCUACACAACCUCCUUCGUUCACUGAGGCGCACCCGCGCCCUUCCGAACCAGUUUCUGUAAAGCCUACAGAACCCUGGGAUGGUCUUGAUGCUGCGAAGCCAACAAGCUCUCCAGAAAUUCCAUCGUGGGUCUCACAUUUACCAUCACCAUCCAAAGUUACCCCGGCGCCAAAGACAUCAGAGAACGGCCAUGAUACUGCACCCUCUGCAUUUCCUGAAGCGUAUCAGGGGCCGCCUCCUCUGCCGUUUAAUUCCAUCCCAUCAGAACCUCAUGGAAGCUCUCCUGCUGGUCCUCACUAUACUCCAUCACCUGGCGAAUCAGAGCAAGAGCCGCACCCUCUACCACUUGAAUCUGCUUCUGGAAAGCCACCUGGACCUGCGAGCAGUUCACCUGCUGCAGUUUCUCAAACUCUUCYACCACACGAGUCCUACCAGGGAACCCCUCCACUCAAUUCUGGCUCCAGCGGYCCAACUGGGGAAAGCGGUCUASCUAGACCURCGAGUAGUCCACCUGCUGCAGUUUCUCAAACUCUUCCACCACACGAGUCCUACCAGGGAACCCCUCCACUCAAUUCUGGCUCCAGCGGUYCAACUGGGGAAAGCGGUCUACCUAGACCUGCGAGCAGUUCACCUGCUGCAGUUUCUCAAACUCUCCCACCACACGAGUCUUACCAGGGACCCCCUCCACUCAAGUCUGGCUCCAGCGGCCCAACCGGGGAAAGCUAUCCACCUGCCGGACCUCAUACCAUCACUCCGGCUGAGUCGUAUCAAGGGCCUUCGCCCACUCUCACCAUGCCUGGAGAGCCUUCACAGCCGAAAGGUAGCCCAUCUGCUGGACUUUACCAAAUCCCGCCUCCUACAGAGUCCCAUCAUGAAUCAUCUCCUCCACCAUUUGAAUCCACUUCUGCAGAACCACAUGAUCCUAAGAGCAGCUCACCUGAGCCUUAUCAACUCCCUUCACUGUCAUCCCCACAAUCAUCGCACCCUAGUGAUGCUGAUCAUCCCACUGAGCCUGCUACUCCUCACGAGGGACCAUCGCCUCACUAUGGCGCCGCUCCUAAAAGUUCUUGCACUUGUGAGGAACAUCCUCACCCCGGAGAAAGCAACCUACCGCCAUUUAACCCUCCGUCUGAGCACGGUGAAGUGCCUCAUGAACUAGCUCCCCCACACGCGAUUCCAACCCCCGAGGAACCCAGUGAUACACUGACUAACGCAUACGUGCCUCAUGUCUCGAAGCCAGAACCCACGGUCAACGAGGCUCCCUCUGUCUCUCACGUUGCUGUUCCCCUAAAUAUGCCACCAAACUGCACUGAGGUGCAUUCCAAACCCGCUAUUCCUUCACCGACAAGCGGCAGCCCUCAACCACAGGGACCUAUCGGGGAACAUCACAUUUAUGAGUCUCCACCUAAGAUAUAUCCUACGGAGGCGACUAGUGUGGCUAAACAGCCAUCUGCAACCAGACCUGCUCCAGAACCUUCCAAAACAGGCGUGCCAAAAGCUGCAGAGUCAGUCGGUCAUUAUUCCAGUUUUGCGCCAGGCUCCACUGUUCCAAUCACUGCAUUAUUGGGAGCUGUCAGCACUCUGGUCUUCUUCUUCUCCUUGUUGUGA